Enhydra lutris kenyoni (northern sea otter) is the source of this 2718-nucleotide messenger RNA. Its product is annotated as zinc finger protein 77-like. Gene Ontology annotation, biological process: regulation of transcription by RNA polymerase II. Gene Ontology annotation, cellular component: nucleus. The transcript has 3 exons. Gene Ontology annotation, molecular function: DNA-binding transcription activator activity, RNA polymerase II-specific; RNA polymerase II cis-regulatory region sequence-specific DNA binding. Bases 371 to 2629 code for a protein of 752 amino acids. NCBI's taxonomy places the organism in Eukaryota, Metazoa, Chordata, Mammalia, Carnivora, Mustelidae. The record is from RefSeq and is a predicted model, not a curated record.
UUCUUGGGGCUGACAAGGCAGUAAUCGUCCCUGAGCAAGUCAGAGAUGUGCCGUCCAGUUUCAGUGUGGUCUGAACUAGUAUUUCAUUUUUCAUUCUUUACCAUACAAGUGUCCUCAGAUCUGCUCAUUUUCAGUACAAAUAGCCUAUAUUUGGGUGUAUGUACGUCUGUAUGAGCUGUCGUCAUCGCCCUCUGCUUCGGGGUCCCAGCCCUUCCCGUCACUGAGGGCACUGCCGUGGAGGUGUGUUUGCGUGUUGUCACUUCCCACACGGGUGUGACUCAGGUCCUCAGAAUGGAAUCCGGUUCCCUGCGUGUUGCCCCUGCAUCCUCCCACACACACGGGUGAGGAGGGAGCAUUGCUGCAAGAGAACAUGUGGAUGUUGCAGGACACAGUGGUCUUUGCGGAUGUGGCUGUGAACUUCACCCCGGAAGAGUGGGCUUUGCUGGAUCGUGGUCAGAGGCGGCUCUACAGGGAUGUGAUGCUGGAGACCUGCAGGAACCUGGCCUCCCUGGACCGUUGCACUCAAGUUAACCCUUGUGGAUCAGGGAUUCAGCUGAAUAUUUUGGAGAAUGAACUAUCCAGUGAAGAUAAAAUAGUAACAUUUACAAGAAAUGAUUCCUGGGCUCUUUUUGGAGAAAACUGGGUGUUUCAUCACAUUGGAGAUCAGACCCAAUCCCAGGAGAGGAGUUUGAGAAGUCGUUUGGUGAAGCGGGUCUGUGAAAGCAGCAAAGAUAAUCGAUGUGGAGAAACCAGAAGGCAGAUGACAAGUCUUACCGUGCGUGCGGAUCGUCCUACUGGAGACAAGUCCUGUCAGUGCGCCAAGUGUAGAGAAGCCUUCACAGAUGGUUCUUUCCCUGAGAAUCCACAAAGAUCCCACCCUGGACACAAACCUAGUCCUUGUGAGGAAUGCAGGCCGGCCUGCAGCUGUGUCUCGAGCCCCAGCCCUCACGUGGACACAGGCCUCGUAGAGAAACCUUAUGAACCUCAGGACACUGGGGGAGCUUCGAAGAGAGACUUGAAGAGUCACGGUAGUAAAAAAUCUUUAGAGUGCAAGAAAUGUGGAAAAACUUUCACUUGCAGGUCGUCCUUUCGGGGUCACGUGAAGGAUCACUGUGGACAGAGAGUCCAUGCGUGUGACGUGUGUGGGAAGGCCUUUAUGUAUCAGUCUUACCUUACACGUCACAUGAGAACUCACACUGGGGAGAGACCCUAUGAAUGUGUGGAGUGUGGAGAAGCCUUUGGGUCUGCUUCAAGUCUGCAAAGACAUGUGAGGACACACACUCUGGAAAAACCCUGUAAAUGUCAGCAGUGUGGGAAAGCCUUCCCUGGUGACUACUCCCUUGAAGCACACAUGAGAAGACACGAAAAGGACAGAACCUUGGAAUGUAAGGAGUGUGGGCAAAGUUUCAGGAAGCAUCUGCCUUUUGAACGUCACAUGACCACUCACAAUGUCAUGAAACCCUAUGAGUGUAAGGAGUGUGGCAGACUCUUCAGAUAUCACACAGCCCUUGGAGACCAUAUGAGGACACAUACUGGGGAUAGACCCUAUAGAUGUAAGGAAUGUGGGAAAACUUUCCGGAAGUCUGAACAUUUUAAACGUCACAUGACCACCCACAGUGCUGUGAAACCCUAUGAAUGUAACCGGUGUGGCAGAUCAUUCCGGGAUCACACAAACCUGCGCAUCCAUAUGAGGACGCACACUGGGGAAAGACCCUAUGAAUGUCAGCAGUGUGGGAAGACCUUCAGAUAUCUUGGAAAUCUCCGGGAACAUACGACAACUCACACGGGAGAGAGACCGUAUGAAUGUCAGCAGUGUGGGAAGACCUUCAGGUAUAACUCAUGCCUGCGAGAACACAUGUGGAAGCACACUGGAGAGAGACCCUAUAAGUGUCACCACUGUGGAAAAGCCUUCAUUCGUCACCACACCCUUGUAGUACAUACUGUGAGAAGGCACACCAAGGGUGGACACUUGGAAUGUAAGGUGUGUGGUGAAACUUUCAGAAAGCAUCGACCUUUCGAACGUCACAUGGCCACACACGGUAUCCUGAAACCCUAUGAAUGUAAGGAGUGUGGAAGAGCCUUCAGGUGCCACAGAGACCUACAGGUACAUACAAGGAUACACACUGGGGAAAGACCCUUCAAAUGUGAGCUGUGUGGAAAAGCCUUUAAGUCUCCUGCAAACCUUCGAGGACAUACAAGGACACACACUGGUGAAAGGCCCUGCAAGUGUCAGCAGUGUGGGAAAAUCUUCUCGACUCCUGGACGCCUGCAAGUACAUAUGAGGACACACACUGGGGAAAGACCCUGUAAAUGUGAGCAGUGUGGGAAAGCCUUCACCUCUCCUGGAAACCUACGAGCUCAUAUGAGGACACACAGUGGGGAAAGACCCUGUAAAUGCCAGCAGUGUGGGAAAGCCUUCACCCGUGCUGCGUCCUUGCGGGUACAUAUGAGGACACACACUAGGAAGAGACCCUAUGAAUGUCACCACUGUGGCAAAGCCUUCAGGAGUCCAUCGCACCUGGAAGCACACACGUGGACACGGGAGAGACCUUUUAAGUGUAGAGUGUGGGAAAGCUUUCAGUUGGCCUCAGUGUUUUCAAGAUCAUCUGAAAACGCACAACACAGUUAAAUCCUAUGAAUGCAAGGAGUGUGGGAAAGCAUACAAGUUUCCCUCAUCCCUUCGAGGGCAUAUGAAGAAACACAGUGGGGAGAGAACUU